Messenger RNA from Python bivittatus (Burmese python), 3978 nucleotides. NCBI's taxonomy places the organism in Eukaryota, Metazoa, Chordata, Lepidosauria, Squamata, Pythonidae. The record is from RefSeq and is a predicted model, not a curated record.
UGUUGUAGAAUUCUGAGCAACAAUAAGAUAUCUGGUUUGAAGAAUGGUUCCUUUGCUGGACUAAGCCUUCUGGAACGAUUAGAUCUUAAGAACAAUCUCAUAAGUGUGAUAGAUCCAGGAGCUUUUCUAGGACUUACAUCUCUGAAAAGACUAGAUUUAACAAAUAACCAAAUAGGAUGCCUGAAUGCAGAUAUUUUUAAAGGAUUAACAAAUCUCAUUAGACUAAAUCUUUCAGGAAAUUUAUUUUCGUUGCUUGCCCAAGGAACCUUUGAUCAUCUAACUUCAUUAAAAGCUCUUGAAUUUCAGACAGAUUAUCUGCUUUGUGAUUGUAAUAUGUUAUGGAUGCAGCAGUGGUUACAAGAAAGAAAUAUAACUGUUCGUGACACCAGAUGUGCAUACCCAAAGUCACUGCAGGCUCAACCAAUUUUGAGUGUUAAGCAAGGGCUUCUAACAUGUGAUCCCCCCUUGGAAUUGCCAUCUUUCUCCAUGACUCCCUCUCAUCGGCAGGUUGUAUUUGAAGGAGACAGCCUGCCUUUCCAGUGCAUGGUUUCAUAUAUUGAUCAAGACAUGCAGGUUCUUUGGUAUCAGGAUGGGAAGAUUGUGGAAACUGAUGAAUCCCAGGGUAUUUUUGUUGAGAAGAAUAUGAUUCAUAAUUGCUCUGUAAUUGCAAGUGCCCUGACCAUCUCAAAUAUUCAAGCUGGAUUUACUGGAAACUGGGGGUGUCAUGUGCAUUCCAGACGUGGGAAUAAUUCAAAGACUGUGGACAUUGUGGUAUUGAACAGCUCUGCGCAGUACUGCCCACCAGAAAGGGUUGUCAACAAUAAAGGUGACUUCAGGUGGCCCAGAACUUUGGCAGGCAUCACUGCGUACCUGCUGUGCACUCGAUACUCCGCUGGCAGUGGAAUCUACAUGGGCAGCUCUCAGGAUGAGAAGAGAGCUUGGCGCAGAUGUAGUAAGGGAGGACUCUGGGCUGAAGAGGAUUACUCUCGUUGCCAAUACGCAAAUGAUGCUACUAGAGUCCUGUAUAUGUUCAAUCAGAUGCCUCUGAAUCUCACCAAUGCUGUAGCCACAGCCCGACAGCUAUUGGCAUACACUGUAGAAGCAGCAAACUUCUCUGACAAAAUGGAUGUUAUUUUUGUGGCUGAAAUGAUAGAAAAAUUUGGAAGAUUUGCUGAGAAAUACAAAGAGCUAGGGGACGUGAUGGUUGAUAUUGCUAGUAACAUAAUGCUAGCUGAUGAACAUAUACUGUGGAUGGCCCAGAGAGAAGCCAAAGCCUGUACUAGAAUUGUACAGUGCUUACAAAGGAUUGCAACGUACCGGCUAGCUAAUGGGGCUCAGGUUUACUCAACGUAUUCUCCAAAUAUUGCAGUGGAAGCUUAUGUAAUAAAGGGCUCUAGCUUUACUGGGAUGACCUGCACUGUAUUCCAGAAAAUAGCUGCAACAGAUCGCACAGGGUUUUCUGACUAUGGACGAAGAGAUCUGGAUGGAAGUCUUGACAAGCAACUGGGCUUUAAAUGCAAUGUCUCAAAUACAUUGUCAAGCCUAGCACUUAAGAACACGGUUGUGGAGGCUUCUAUACAAUUGCCACCUGCUUUGUUUUCACAAAGGCACAAAAGAGAAAUCAGGCCCACGGAGAAUGCUGUCUACAGGCUUCAACUGAUUGCGUUCCGUAAUGGGAAACUUUUCCCGUCCACAGGGAAUUCAACAACUUUAACUGCUGACAGAAAACGCCUCACUGUGGUGACCCCAGUCAUCCUCACCAAAACAGAUGGCAUAAGUCUACCAUAUCAGGACGUUCCCAUUAAUGUGACCCUCCGCCGCAUUGCACAUGGAACAGAAGCUGUUGCAGCUCAGUGGGACUUUGAUUUACUGAACGGACAAGGUGGUUGGAAAUCAGAUGGAUGCCAUAUCCUUUUUUCUGAUGAAAAUGUCACAACCAUACAGUGUUUCUCACUCAGUAAUUAUGCAGUCUUGAUGGAUUUGACAGGGUAUGCCCAGUCAGCUGACCUUCUACAUCCAGUUAUCUAUGUGUCUGCUGUGAUUCUGCUGAUGUGCCUCUUGAUGAUCAAAAUUAGCUACAUAUAUCACCACAGUGUCAUCAGGAUCAGUCUUAAAAGCUGGCACAUGUUAAUAAACCUCAGCUUUCAUAUUUUCCUGACAUGUGUGGUAUUUAUUGGAGGCAUAACCCAGAGCAAGCAUGCUAGCAUCUGCCAAGCAGUUGGGAUAAUCUUGCACUAUUCUACCCUUGCCACAUUGUUGUGGAUGGGAGUCACAUCUAGGAACAUCUAUAAGCAAGUCACUAGAAAAGCCAAACAGUGCCAGGACCCCGGGGAACCACCCCCUCCUCCAAGGCCGAUGCUGAGGUUUUACCUAAUUGGUGGAGGAAUCCCUGUGAUAGUUUGUGGGAUAACAGCUGCUGCAAAUAUAAGAAAUUAUGGGAGCAAACCGCACUCGGCGUAUUGUUGGAUGGCAUGGGAACCAAGUUUGGGAGCAUUUUAUGGACCUGCUGGCUUCAUUAUUUUUGUAAAUUGCAUGUAUUUUCUCAGCAUAUUUAUACAACUGAAAAGGCACCCUGAACGUAAGUUUGAACUUAAGGAACCGAGCGAAGAGCAGCAGCGCCUGGCCACCAAUGAACAUGGCAGCCUGAACAAUCAAGAUUCUCUGUCCGUGUCGUUGGUUUCCACUACAGCUUUGGAAAAUGAGCAUAGCUUCCAUGCACAACUUCGAGGCGUGAGCCUCACUUUAUUUUUGUAUGUGGCUUUGUGGAUUUUGGGGGCCCUCUCUGUUUCUUCCUCUUACCCCUUGGAUUUAGUCUUCAGUUGCUUUUUUGGAGUCCUUUGUUUGUGCCUUAGCAGUUUUUUAAUAAUGCAUCAUGGCGUUAAUAGAGAAGAUGUCCGACGUUCUUGGUUAACGUCCUGCUGUCCUGGAAGGAGCACGUAUUCGGUACAAGUUAACAUUCAGCCCUCUUCCAGUGCAGGUGGCCCAAAUAGCGAUCCUGCCAAGUGCACCAAUAGCAGUGCAGAAUCAUCGUGCACUAACAAAAGUGCAUCAAGCUUAAAGAAUUCUUUGCAAGGUUGCAAAUUAACCAAUAUCCAGGUUGCGGCAGCCCAGUGUCCUCUGGGUAUUGUAGCACCAAACCCUGGCCCUCCUCUUGACAACAGUCUUACUGAACACUCUGUGGACAAUGAAAUUAAAAUGCAUGUAGCCCCUUUAGAGAUGCCCUUACGGACGAAUGGGCACCCCAGUCGCCAUCACAAAAACAGAAGCAAAGGACACCGUGCCAGCAGACUGACUGUCUUACGGGAAUAUGCUUACGAUGUUCCCACUAGCGUAGAAGGAAGCAUCCAGAAUGGCUUAAUUAAGACACGUCAAAGUAUUACUGAAGGGCAUUCAAGGACCCGAAGAGCCUAUCUGGCAUACAGGGAACGGCAGUAUAACCAGUCCCAGCCAGACAGCAGUGAUGCUUACAGCACUCUUCAGAAAGGACACCGGAACACUGAUAAAACGGUGCCUCCCACCUCCAAAAAAGACACGCUAAGGAAGCCCAUGGUGGUUGAGCUGGAAGGGCAGCAAAAGUCCUAUGGCUUAAAUUUAGCAGUCCAGAACGGGCCCCUGAAAAGCAGUGCCCAGGAUGGGACGUUUCUGAGUGCUGACAGCACUGGAAAUAUCAGGACUGGCUUAUGGAAACAUGAAACUACUGUGUAGUGCUACUGAACAUCCCUAAAAGGGCUUAAGAGGACCACUUGUUUUCUGUGCUUGACUCAUAAAGGUAUUUUGAAUGGGAGAUCUGCCAUUGGAUACACCUUAGAAAGUAUCUGUGACAUUUUUAUAGUCCAGUUGCUCUUUCAUGGAUCUUUCAUUACCAGUCCCUGUUUUGAGAUGCCAAACUGGACAGUUAAAAUUUUUUUCCAUGUAAGAUCAUUCUUCAAUAUGUCCAAUACAUUUCACUUUUGUAUUUAAAUGUGUAAAAUAAAUUAC